CGCCGCCGCCUCUCUUCUUCUGUCUUCUUCUUCGAGCUGCCUCCCGACGGCAAGAAGGCUGACAAUAGCGCCAGCCAGCGACACCACCAGACCGAAGGACAUCCACGGCGAGGACGACCAGCAACAGAGCAAGGAUGCGGCCGGCCAACCCUUUGAUCGAACGAUGGGAUUCUUGUUGUCUGAAGCAAAAUUGAAGAACAUCCUUCUAAGAUUCUGAGCGAAAUGGCUUCCUAAUCCAAGAUAUUUACUUGGAUUUCAAUUCCAUUUGAAUUACCUGCGAUUUGAGGAGUUUUGGGAAACAAGCUACUGUACACAGCGAGAUUUUGACAUAUGUUUUGAACCAUGUUCCUUGUUGGUUUUUGCAAAAUUUUUUGUGGAUUAUGGUCGUUCUUGAAGGUGCUCUUGACGCUGCUAUUCAAAUUUUAAUUAAAUAAACUCUUUACUUUUGCUUUGAAUUUACGGUUGCUGGAGUUGUGGAGCUGCAAAAUUUAUUUUGGACUGUUUUAACUGUAUUUUUGGAACUGUAUUUUGCUGAGCCUUUUACUUGCUUGUGGAGAUUUCCUCCUCCACAAUUUUGAUGUUUGAAUGAUACUUGUUUUGGAGGUCGACCCGUGCUGCUGCAGUGGCUAUUUUUGCUGUGCAUUCGGGCUUGAAAUGGCAGUGUUGGGGCUGCUGUUUGGGCUGAUUUUGUAGUGGAAGUUUGACUCUGUCAUUGGGCAUCGUGUGGGGUGGUUUUCACUGCUGUUUUUUUGAAGCUGAUUAUGCUGAAUACAAGUACAACAUGGUAAGGACAAGAGCUCUUCUGAGAAAAUUGUGACAUAUCUAUCUUCUUGGACAGUGCAUUAAUUUGACUUGAAACAUGCUUCAAUUGGUUCAAUACCACACAGUCUGGUAAGAUUGAGGACUAAAGUGGAUGCGUUACAAGAAAAUGUUGCUAGAGCAAGAGAUGUAUUCAAAAAUGUUAUUGAGGGGACAAAUAACUAAAUCAGGCAUGCUGAAUGGACAAUUAGAGUGACUUUAAUUAUGUAAAUAUUAAAUUAUUGGAAAUUAUUUAGACUUGGAUUGUAUUGAGCAAUCCAUGGCAACUGUGAUGCUCAACCCAUCCUUCAGGUUCCAGAAUCCCGUUCUUUCAACUCCAUCUCUCUGUCUUAUCUUCGACACUCCCAGAAAUGCGUUUCCUAUUGCUGCUCACAGACUCAAUCGUUCAUCCAAACCGGCAGCCCUUUUCCAUUGCAUAAACCCAUCUACAGAUUAUAAUAAAGUCGGUGCUAGAGUCUUAAAUUGUGAUAUUGGCGAAAGCGGGGAAGAUGAACAUGAUGAAGAUUGGGAAGCCGAGUUCCUGGGAGAGAAGAGCACAGGUGAGGAGGGUAUUUCUUCAAAGAAGACAAAAAAGCUGCCCAAAUCUAGGUUGCUCCAUGAUACUGAGGAGAUGGAUUGGUGUGUGGUGGCUAGGAAGAUUGCCCUUGAGUCGAUUGAGGCCCGCGGGCUGACCGCGGUUGCAAGGAGCAUGGUUAGAAACGCCAAGAACAAGAACAAGAAGAAGACCAAGAAAAAAUCUGAUGCCAGAAAGGUUGAACCGUCCGUCGAAAAGGACGAUUUCUUGGAUUUUGAUUCUGAGGAAGAUGGUUUUGAUUUGGAGGGUGAGCACUUGUCUGGUAAGAUGAAUGAUAUCAGGAGGAAUAUAAGCGCGUUCGCUGGUGGUAUGUUUGAAGAAAGGAAAGCUAAAAACAUGGAAACAUUUGUGGAGAGGCUUUCCCAGUUUUCAGGAGCAUCAGACCGCAGGAAAGAAAUUAACUUGAACAAAGCAAUUGUUGAUGCGCAAACGGCCGAGGAAGUGCUGGAGGUCACUGCAGACACAAUCAUGGCUGUUGUGAGAGGGCUUAGCCCUUCGCCUCUUUCUCCCUUGAAUGUUGCCACUGCACUGCAUAGAAUUGCCAAGAACAUGGAGAAGGUUUCGAUGGCUGGGAACCGUAGGUUGGCAUUUGCUCGUCAAAAGGAGAUGUGUAUGCUUGUGGGCAUUGCAAUGGCUUCCUUGCCCGAGUGCUCAGCGCAGGGCAUUUCAAAUAUUGCUUGGGCAUUGUCAAAGGUUGGUGGGGAGCUACUUUAUCUCUCAGAAAUGGAUAGACUUGCCGAGGUAGCAUUGGCUAAGGUUGAUGAAUUCAAUUCACAAAAUGUUGCUAAUGUAGCCGGUGCUUUUGCUUCUAUGAGGCACUCGGCUCCUGAACUCUUUUGUGGAUUAUCAGGAAGGGCAUGUGCUAUAAUUCACACCUUUCAGCCUCAAGAAAUGGCUCAGAUGCUUUGGGCAUUUGCUUCUCUUUAUGAACCUGUCAAUCAAUUACUAGAUGUUUUAGAUGAUGUUUUCAAUGAUGCCAAUCAAUUCCAAUGCUGCUCUAAUGAUAGUUGUAACAAUGGUAAUAGUAAUGAUAUGUUCGCUCACCGCGAUGAAAGUGGAGCAGAGAGGGCCACUGAUAGAACACAAGGAGUCUCAACUCUGCCUGUACUUGUCUUCAACAGGGAUCAGCUUGGAAACAUAUCUUGGUCGUUUUCUGUUUUUGGGCAAAUGAAUCGAAUAUUCUUCUUCCAUGUGUGGAAUGCGAUGAGCCGUUUUGAGAAACAACGAAUUUCUGAGCAAUACAAGGAGGAUGUCGUGUUCGCCUCUCAAGUUCAAUUUGCUAACAAGUGCCUGAAGCUUGAGUACCCAAAUCUCCACUUAUUCCUUGAAAGUGGUCUAGAGGAGAAAAUUUCUCGUGCCGGAAGAACCAAAAGGUUUAAUCAGAAAGUGACUUCUUCCUUCCAGGAAGAGGUUGUCCGCCUUCUUGUUAGCACCGGGUUUGAUUGGGUAAGAGAAUAUCGCGUCGAUGAUUACACAUUGGAUGCAGUUGUUAUUGACAAAAAAAUUGCUCUUGAGAUUGAUGGUCCAACCCAUUUCUCAAGAAACUCUGGAUCUCCAUUGGGACAUACAAUGCUGAAGCGCCGGUACAUAACUGCUGCUGGGUGGAAACUUGUAUCUGUUUCUCAACAGGAAUGGGAAAAGCUUCAAGGGGGAUUUGAACAGCUAGAAUACCUUCGAGGAAUUCUUAGAGAUCACAUCUAGGAUGGGAACACCAAUAUCGUGUUAGAGGGAAGAUUUACGCAAGCAACCAUUAAAUGUACUUUGGAGCUAGGCCAACCUAAGUCGUGAUAUUGAACAUAUGCACAUUAUACGAUGCAUGUGCCAGACGGUGAAACAUCGGCCGAAUGCCUGUGCUAUGCAAGCGGGACCCACAAUCGAAGAGAGCCCAAAAAACAAAGCGGGCAAACAAUUGGUCAUGGAUCUUCUUCAUCAAGACAGCCCACACCGGUUUUAAUCAGGAGAGCCGAUGGAGGGAACCAAUUUGACAGGUCCCCUUGUUCUUGGUGCUCUUGUUUUUCUCAGCUGGAAACUCAAACUUUGUCAUUUUAUCAAAUGAAUUUGCAGUUGAUACUCAUAGCAAGCAAGAAGUAUUAUGUGAUUCAUAUUGUUUCCUUGUCCUUCGUCUGUUAUCGUUGUAUUC
This is a messenger RNA of Cuscuta campestris, 3533 nucleotides long. NCBI's taxonomy places the organism in Eukaryota, Viridiplantae, Streptophyta, Magnoliopsida, Solanales, Convolvulaceae. The record is from the annotation of a GenBank genome assembly.